AUGACGGAGAAGAAGGUUUUCUUAGAUGCUGCGGAUUUUCAAAAAGGUCUUAGCGCCCUUGAUACAGAGCUGGGAAAGAAUGCAUUCAUCGUCGCUUUCGCUCCGAUAAAAAUAAUAGCAGCCGGCGGCUAUUUUGCCAUCACAUACCUCAAAAACCGCACGGCUACGACAGACUUGGACUACAUCGCCGACCCCCAGUGGGCAGCUGAUGAGGAAAUCAAAAAGCCCAUCCAAGAGGCCAUUUUCGAAGUCUCGACUGCUCUGAAUUACAAUGAGGAAUGGAUAAACGAGGACAUGGCCUUGUUCGUGGCUGGGAGGACGAGACAACAGCUGUUCGAGCAAGCCGAGCGGCAAAACAUUGUCCUAUUCAAAGGCGAAAACCUCACCGUCCUUGCUGCGCCGGUCGAAUGGGUGUUGGAGCGGAAGAUCAGGAGGAUACACACCGGUGACAGGGGUCGGAAGGCGGAGUUGGAUAUGAGUGACGCUUUGGCAUUGCUGAAGUAUAUGAAGGAUAGGAAAGGCGAGCUGCUCGACAAAGAGCAUAUUCGCACCUUGAAUUCUAAUUCGUUUGAUAUUAUUCCGACGAGAGAAACGAUGGAGCAGGUGGCUGCAGCGUUCUGGAGAAAGUAUCGUGGGAAUAUAUUCGCUUGA
Molecule: messenger RNA, 651 nt
Organism: Blastomyces dermatitidis ER-3
Lineage: Eukaryota; Fungi; Ascomycota; Eurotiomycetes; Onygenales; Ajellomycetaceae
Exons: 2
Coding region: 1-651 (216 amino acids)
Source: RefSeq, a predicted model, not a curated record